AUGCAUUCAACGCAAACGGCGACUGAAGAUAAAGGCCGUCGGGGAGAGAAGGCGGGGGAGGGGGGAAUGGGACUGAGGGACGAGAGAGAGGAUAUCGCGGGAUGUGGAGGUGGCGGUGUUGUUAUCGUUGUUGUUGUUGUUGUUGUUGUUGUUGUUGUUGUUGUUGUUGUUGUUGUUGUUGUUGUUGAUACUGCGGGACCGGGAACCGACCCAAAUAGCGCGGAGAGUGGAUCCUCUGCAUUUGUGUUGUGUUGCAAAAAGGGCCCGACGCCAGCGGCGGGACCAAUGCGCCGUAGUCCAGAUCGGGCAGUGUCUCGGCGGGUGGCUAGGGGGAAAGGGGUAAUGGCUGGUGUUGCCGCAUCGGGACACUCCCCCUUGCGUGUGAUCGGGACCGCAGGGGUCUUGCUCGGGGAUCCGUAUCUAUACUUGUACUAUGGGAAAUUCAAGGAUCCAAGUAUUCUUUCGGUUCGAUAUUUGAUACAGCAGUAUAAUUGCGUGACUCUGGGGAAAAGCCAAUGCCGUCGAUACGAGAGGGCCGCAUGGACAGCGUGGGCGGGCAGGACAGCGCUCACUGACUCUUCUCGCCAGCAGAUACUCUCUUCUCCGGACCGAGAGAGUACAUACAGUAGGGUAGAUCCCGCUCAAUCUCUCAUGGCAGAAAUGACCGGCCUACAGCUACAACUACGGUAUACCUACUACUACUACUACUACUACAAUUACAAACGCCGAAAGCCUGGUGCGGUGGGUGUCAUUUGCCGAAGACCUCUGCCUGCUCCGCCUACACAGUUCAAGUUCAAGCGGUCAACAAUUCCAAACAAUCCGCCCGCUUCCCUGCCUGCCAUAUCCCGAACGGCGGAUAUUCCGAGUGGAGGGAAAGCUGCCUCAAGGGUACAACUAGUUACAGUACAACUACUUCCAGUACAACCAACUACUUCCAGUACAACUACUUCCAGUACAACUAUUUCCAGUAGUUGGUAUAUAGACUUUACGGGAAAAGCCCCCAGCUGCAACACCCAUGUUUCCAUUCCCGGUCACAGCCCGCUUCCCCCAAGAUCAUCUCAGCAAGCCCACCCGAUUCUUUGGAACGACUCUUUGGAACGAUUCUCUGAACGACUCUUUGGAACGACUCCUUUUGGCUGGCUGGUCAGGGCAGAAUAA
This is a messenger RNA of Drepanopeziza brunnea f. sp. 'multigermtubi' MB_m1, 1158 nucleotides long. The record is from RefSeq and is a predicted model, not a curated record. NCBI's taxonomy places the organism in Eukaryota, Fungi, Ascomycota, Leotiomycetes, Helotiales, Drepanopezizaceae.